GGACAGCCGACGUUGCUGUGUUAAACGUCACGCCACCCCUGCUUCCGGAACGCCGGCAUGUUAUGUUUGGGUUGAGUGUAAAACAAAACAAAACAAAACAAAGCGGGCGGAAAGACGGGUCUUCAUUACGGCAUUAUUGCGGGAUCUUUGUGUAAAAACGUCUGCGCUACUCUCGAAAAUGUGCGCGAAUUGGGGAGACAACGAGGUGCGGGAGCUCCUAACCCUCCGAGCAGAGGACGAGAUCAGCCGCCAUAUAACAGGGACGGUGAAGGACGGCCCGUUACUGGAGCGGCUGGCCAAACAGCUCCAGGAGCGCGGCUUUGCCCGGGACAAGGCGCAGGUGACGAGCAAGCUGAAGAGCUUGCGCAAGAAAUUCCACCAGGUCAACGACCACAAUGGCAAGAGUGGCACCGGGCGGUUGGAAUGGCCGUAUUUCGACUUGUGCUAUUCGAUUUGGGGGACCGGCCACUCCGCUAACCCGGCUGCUCGACUGAGCAACAUGGAGGAGUCAACUCCCGCUGAGACCGACCCCGCCGCGUCCCCCUCCAGUGCGGACACCGGAGACCCCAGCGGCUUGGACACGGACGCGAGCAGCAAAAACGGCGAAUCUGCGCCUUGCGAUCGAUCAGAAUACCUGCCGUCGCAGAAGAGGCGGAAAUUGACGAAAGGCCGGGUUGUGACUAAAGAAAUAAAGGACCUAUUGCUGGCGAUGGACCGCGAAGACGAGGAGAGGGACCGCCUGCGGGUCUCUCUGUACACGUCCAUGCUCCGGAUGGAGAGGCGAAGGGCCUAUGAAGAGCAGUUGAGGAGAGACGCGCAGGAGGCGGAGAGAGAGGCGCGGGAGGCGGACCGACGGGAGCGGGCAGAGCAGAUGAACGUCUUCGGCAACAUGUUUCGAGACAUCCAGCGUGAGAUGCAGGGUCAGACCUCACUCCUGCGGGACCUGAUCGCACGCAUGCCGGUUCCUGCGCUACCGCAGCACCCACUUCCCGUACCGCAUGGCGCCACGGUUGAAGAAAGAGUGUCGGAAAACGGUUCGGUGCUGUGAAUCUUUUGACAUCCCUUUCCGUGGCCACAUCUGCUGGACAACAUGUAUCAUUACAGUGACUCCUGACAACCUGUUUCGGCUAACCCAGCUCUCAAUUCUUUAUUGUGCUAUCAUUAAACAAAUGCAAAAAACAAAAAAAACAUGUUGUAGUUCAU
Messenger RNA from Lampris incognitus (smalleye Pacific opah), 1203 nucleotides. RefSeq lists its product as uncharacterized. The transcript has 2 exons. The coding region runs from base 179 to 1048 and encodes 289 amino acids. Lineage: Eukaryota; Metazoa; Chordata; Actinopteri; Lampriformes; Lampridae. The record is from RefSeq and is a predicted model, not a curated record.